This is a messenger RNA of Silurus meridionalis, 2285 nucleotides long. RefSeq names its product histone-lysine N-methyltransferase PRDM9-like. Gene Ontology annotation, molecular function: protein binding; histone methyltransferase activity. Lineage: Eukaryota; Metazoa; Chordata; Actinopteri; Siluriformes; Siluridae. Gene Ontology annotation, cellular component: nucleus. The record is from RefSeq and is a predicted model, not a curated record.
UGGACCUGUUUAUUAAUCUACAGCUGCUGGAAUCGAGUUGUCGCUCUGCUCCAGUCCGCCAGGUGGCGGUAACGCGCUGAGCAGCUGCUGCUCCAAAACCUCCAGGAAACCCCGAAGAACAGGGAGAGCGCCUCUGCAGGCGGAGUGAGUGAGUGAUGCGGCGGAGAAAAUUUCCUCCUCAUUAAAGCCCUGAUCAGAGUUUUACACACUUACAGUUCAGGAAUUAAAUCUCCUCAUUGGGUCUGUGUGCGGAUUUACAAACUCCGUCCAGCUUUUAAAGCCCUAAGACUCUGGUUGUAAUGAGUUCAGCAGGAGACACACCGCUCUGCUCCUCCACACCUCCUCAUCCACAGCUCUCACAGCCGGGCGACGAUGUCAAAUCCGAGGCUUCGUCCAGAGCGCCGGUGGUCCAUGUGAAGGAAGAGGAGACGCCCGAGCCGAACCCGUACAGCCACACGGACGAGUCCGACAACAUGCCUGAAGUGAUCGCUGUGAAAGAGGAAGAAACGGGGGAUGAAGACUUCCUCUACUGUGAACUUUGCAAAUCCUUCUUCUUUAAUAAGUGUGAGGUUCACGGUCCUGCGCUCUUCAUCCCUGAUACUCCCGUUCCCAUGGGGAUCGCAGACCGAGCCACACACACUCUUCCUCCUGGACUAGAGAUUGAGUCUGGUCUUCCUGAGGCAGGUCUGGGAGUGUUUAAUAAGGGAGACACUGUUCCAGUAGGUGCACACUUCGGACCCUAUCAGGGAGAGCUGGUGGACCGAGAGGAAGCUCUGAGCAGUGGAUACUCCUGGGUGAUCUACAGGAAUAGGAAUGGUGAGGAAUACGUAGAUGGCAGAAGAGAGAUUCAUGCAAACUGGAUGCGGUAUGUGAAUUGCGCUCGAAAUGAAGAUGAGCAGAACCUCGUGGCUUUUAUGUAUCACGGAGGGAUUCUGUACCGUUGCUCUCGACCCAUCAACCCAGGUCAGGAGCUCCUGGUGUGGUAUGAAGAGGAGUACGCCCGAAAUCUAGGACAUACUUUUGAUCGCCUCUGGAACAAAAAGUCCUCUGCAAACGAAACAAGCAAAGCUACGAGUCAGCUUUUCUCCUGCUCGCUGUGUCCACUUUAUUAUACGUCUCAAACUUAUCUCAACAAACACAUCCAGAGCUUCCACCCUGAGGAGUAUCUGAAACAGCAGGUUUCAGGAGAGAGUCCGAUGCCAGCAAACAGCUCCGUUGCUGAAACCUCUGCUGCUCUCAGAUUUAACACGCCACAGAAGGAAACCGGCAUGUGCUCAGGCAGGGGAAACGGUCUGCCUCUGGAAACGUCCGAGUGCAGUCCAGCUGGAGAGACGCUGUAUCAGUGCUCGCAGUGCAGCAAGAGUUUCAACAAAAAGAGCAAUCUGAGAAAACACCAACGCAUUCACACUGGAGAAAAACCGUAUCACUGCUCACAGUGCGAAAAGAGCUUCAUCCAAAAAAGUGACCUCCGGCAACACCUGAGAAUUCACACCGGGGAGAAGCCGUACCACUGCUCGCAGUGCAGCAAGAGCUUCACCCAUCAGAGCCAUCUCCAGCUUCACCAGCGCAUUCACACCGGAGAGAAACCCUACCACUGCUCGGAGUGUGGAAAGCGGUUCAAUCAGAAGAGCAAUCUCCACGUCCAUCAGCGCAUUCACACCGGAGAGAAACCCUACCACUGCUCGCACUGUGGGAAGAACUUCACCCUCCAGAGUCACCUCCACGUCCACCAGCGCAUUCACACCGGAGAGAAGCCCUACCACUGCUCUCAGUGUGGAAAGAGCUUCACUCACCAGAGCCAUCUCCAGAGACAUCAGCGCACUCACACGGGACAGAAACCAUAUCAGUGCUCACAAUGCGGCAAGAGUUUCAAUCACCAGAGCCAUCUCCAGCGGCAUCAGCGCACUCACACCGGAGAGAAGCCCUACCACUGCUCGGAGUGUGGGAAGAGCUUCUCUCAGCAGAGUACUCUCCAGCUACACCAGCGUAUUCACACCGGAGAGAAACCCUACCACUGCUCCAGGUGUGAGAAGAGAUUCACUUACUCACUUACAUUCAAGACUCACAAGUGCACAAACACAGACCCGUUACAUUAUUUAAAUUAUUUGUCUAAUUGAAUCUCGUUACUUUCUUGGUGUGAUACGAGGUGGUGUUCAAACCUUUCGAGACUAAUGGUGUACCUGGUGCUGUUCUGACCACGUCUGUGAUUAGAAGAGGACUAUUUUGAAGGUGAUCGUUUGGAAACGUAGAUAAAUAAAGUACUUUUGUCUCGAAACUUUUUGAUA